Patella vulgata (common limpet) is the source of this 429-nucleotide messenger RNA. Its product is annotated as short stature homeobox protein 2-like. The coding region runs from base 1 to 429 and encodes 142 amino acids. The record is from RefSeq and is a predicted model, not a curated record. Gene Ontology annotation, molecular function: DNA-binding transcription factor activity, RNA polymerase II-specific; sequence-specific double-stranded DNA binding. The transcript has 6 exons. Gene Ontology annotation, cellular component: nucleus. Gene Ontology annotation, biological process: regulation of transcription by RNA polymerase II. Lineage: Eukaryota; Metazoa; Mollusca; Gastropoda; Patellidae.
AUGACAACAGAAGUUAAAAGUCUCGAAGGAAAAAAUAUAAAAGACGGAAGAGAGGAUGAUGAGCACCCUAAAACUAAACAGAGACGCAGUCGAACCAAUUUCACCCUAGAGCAGUUAAAUGAACUGGAGAGAUUAUUUGAUGAAACCCAUUAUCCAGAUGCCUUCAUGAGAGAAGAACUGUCACAGAGACUCGGACUAUCUGAAGCAAGAGUUCAGGUCUGGUUCCAGAACAGGCGCGCAAAAUGUCGCAAACACGAGAGUCAGAUGCAGAAGGGUCUAUUGGUAGGGACUGGUUUAUUGAUGCAUUCACAAGGUACACCAUUAGACCCAUGUCGUGUUUCACCAUUUGUAAAUCUACCCAACAAAACUUCUAGCAUAGCAGACUUGAGAUUGAAAGCGAGACAACAUCUUGCUAAUCUCGGUAUGUGA